Petromyzon marinus (sea lamprey) is the source of this 1562-nucleotide messenger RNA. NCBI's taxonomy places the organism in Eukaryota, Metazoa, Chordata, Hyperoartia, Petromyzontiformes, Petromyzontidae. The record is from RefSeq and is a predicted model, not a curated record.
UGCUUGGGCAGUACACGGUUAAAUAUGGUAAUUGUUGGUAAUAGCUUUCGGGUGCUUCGUGAAGCCUGUUGAGAUCCACCAAAGUGGAUCCCAGUGCUUGGUGUUUUGGGCAACGCUGAUAAAAAGUAACCAAUAUCAUUAAUACCAUUAAAAACAACUUGAAUCAAUUUCAAUUGCAUAAGAUAAACAAUUCAAUGUAUAUAUCUUUACCAUAAAUAUAGACUUGAAUUGAUAAAUAAUUAGAUGCUUACUAAAUAUACAAUGUCCUUUAAUUACAUGGUAUUUCAGCCGAUUUUAAGGCAAAUUUUUAAAGGCAAAUUUCACAUCUGAUAUUCUCGGCAUUCAAACAAGAACUUUUUUUUGUCCUUACAGGAGCGUGCAGGCAUGGUGGUUUGCAGAAUGCCAGUGCAUCACAUAUUCACAGGCUGAACUGGCAAGGUGUAGGGGCCAUAUACGGAGCUUUUGGGAAGGAUCCACUCCCAGCCAGGGGACGUGAAGACAUGUACUGGGUGAUGUCCAGCAGCUCAAAUUCUUUUACUUCAUUUCAGCUGUAUGCCAACUAUCGGGCAAUGCAGACCUUCGUGAAAAUGGAACAAAGACAAAUGCAAUGUAACUACGAUUGUGGCCAUGGUAUGGACGUAGUGGUAUACAAAAACAAUUUAUUUUACAGAUGCAGUACAGGUAACGUGAUGUGUAAAUACAGUCUCUCAACAUUUUCCAUUAAACGGGCACAACUACCCCAAGCUGCAGGAAACAAUAAAUUCCCUUACCUGGGCUCGGCCUACUCUGAUAUGGAUUUCUGCGUGGAUGAGCAAGGUCUGUGGGUCAUUUACUCAAACGAUAGCAAAGUUUCACUUGCUAACAUUAACGAUGAUUCUUUGCAAGUUAUCAGCACGUGGACCACUUCACAAUACAAACCAUCAGUCAGCAAUGGCUUCAUGGUGUGUGGAGUCCUCUACCUCACUCGCACGUUUAGCCUUGAGGCUGAAGAGAUCUAUUUUGCAUUUGACACCAACUCUAACCAGGAAAGGUCUUUGAGCAUCAUAAUUGAUAAGCCCUUGGAAAAGAUGAGCAGCCUUAGCUAUAACCCAGCCGAUCACAAGCUGUACAUGUAUAAUCAAGGAUAUUUAGUUACCCAUAAAUUGUCCUUUAAACACGUAUAAUUUUAGUUAAAUGCUAAAUGGUUUAGUAGUGAAGAUUAAAAUGGAAAGUUAGUCAUGAGGUGGCAUCGUGCACUUUCACACAUGCUGUCGACACGAGUUCUCUCCACCUCUUUUGUUAAUGCAAUGAGUUUUGCUUUAUUCUCUGAGUGUAAUCUUUGGACUAUCUGUUGCUGAUGAUUUUAUAUAUCUAGCAUUGCUUAAUGAAUCUCAAUAUACUUUUGCAUGAGGGUCUUGAAUUUGCAUGUUUGGCCAUUUGCAUUAUUGAUUUGCAUGCUUGAGAAAACCAGAGAGAAUGGACACAUGACGGGAUACUGUUGUAUAUGUAGGUUAUGAAAAUUUGAUGAAAAUAAUAAAAAUUAAAUGAAAUUUGAAAGUUGCAUAAUUGUCCGAAAUUAUGUU